GUGCAGGCCACCGGGCGCGAGCUCUUCCAGCAGGUGUGCGACCUGGCCAGCAUCAGAGAAGCCCAGCUCUUUGGCCUCAGCGUGGUCAGAAGACCAGUGUCUUAGCCGCUGGACGCUGCUGCUGUGUCUGGUCCUCGUGGACAACCAUUCAGGACGCGAGUGUUUCUAAGAAUUGGAUUUAUUUGGGGAUGGGGGGCCACCAGUGCUUAUGCUUCGUGUCUGCCAUCCGGUUCUAGAACAUUCCGGCUUCAUGGAACUGAAGUCGCACUAUAAUCACUCCUAGGGGAGCCUCUCAGUCACAGCAGGACGGUCUCAGUGAGAAGCAGGGUUUGCUUGGAGCAGAGGUCGGCAAGCUGGGUGUGCAGCGCCGGGCAGCGAGGGCCUCUGGCUUUGCAGCAUGAAAGUGGCUACAGACGAUGCAUAGAUGCUACGGAGUCAGAGGAAAAACUUUAUUUCCCAAGAACAGGUGGCGGGUAGGGCCUGCCCCAGGGCCCUCGUUUGCCGACCCCUGGCCUCGAGGGUCCUAGGCCUGGGGUUGGCAGGGGCUGCGCAGGCCCCCACGAGACCUCAUUAGCUUGUAUGACUGGCGUGUUUCCGAGUCUCCAAAGCCUUGGCUUUGUCAGCUGCAACGUGGGGUAGGUUUCAGCGCCAGGGGUCAGAGACGCAAGGACAGGCGCGGGGCCCCUGUCCCACCCCAGCCUGGCACAGCAGUGAGGCGCGGACAUGGGCAAGGACCACAAAGCGAAGCCAGCGGCUGAGCGUGCUCAGUUUCCACGGCCUGAAGCCCCUUCCCCGCCAUGCCUGAGGCAGCUUUACACACCGUCUGGCUGCUGUGAUGGGGUCACUGCCUUAGCUCGGGGCCCCUGGACGGGAGCUGCAUCCAGUGAGAGCACCAGUGACCCUCAGCUGUCGCCAGUGCCAGCACCCGCUGUCUGGGGCCAGCCAACCAGUGGGUGGUCCUCCUACAUCAGGCUCUGCCCAGCGGGCUUGGUGACCGUCCUGCCCCAGAGGGCCUGCAGGAGGUGCAGUCGAGGCCCUGAGAGCCACCUGACAGUGACAGGGCAGCUCCCGGCCCCGCCUCCUCUCUAGGGUCGUCUCAGUGUUUUCCAGCUUAUAAAGGAAACGCAUGGUCAUUAUAGUCUAAAAACGCAGAGCGUAGGAUUUCGAAAGACGCAUCUGCCGUGACCCCGCCCCCGCGCAGGCGCCUUAACCUGGCCGUUGGCUUCAGACAAUGAGUAUGUCUUCAUGGACUUGGAGCAGAAGCUCAGCAAAUACUUCUCCAAGGACUGGAAGAGGGAAAAGCAUAAAGGAAGGGGCAGACCCGGUGCCCCGUUCGUGGCCUUUCUCGGGGUGCAGUUCUACGUGGAGAACGGCAGGGUCAUCAGCGACAGGACGGCCAGGCACCUGUAUUACUGCCACCUGAAGGAGCGGGUGCUGAGGUCCCAGUGCGCCCACCGGGAGGAGGCCUACUUCCUGCUGGCCGCCUACGCCCUGCAGGCCGACCUGGGCAACCACCGCGAGCAGGCCCACGCGGGGCGGUACUUCGAGCCGCAGGCCUACUUCCCGCCGUGGGUGAUCGCCAGGAGGGGCAGCGCCUACAUCCUCAGGCACGUGCCCGCCCUGCACCGCGAGCAGCGGGGCCUGAGCCCCAAGGAGGCCGCGCUUCGCUUCAUCCGGGAGGCCUGCCGGCUAGAGGACGUGCCCACCCACUUCUUCAGGCUCCGCAAGGAUAAGAAGGAAGAGCAGCCUACCAUUGUCCUGGGACUGACCCUCCGAGGCGUGCAGGUCUUUCAGGAGGUGAACCACACUUUACAGCUGCUCCAUGACUUCGCCUGGUCCCACGUGGGGAAGCUGGCUUUUCUGGGGAAGAAGUUCGAGAUCUGGCCAGACGGGCUGCCCUCGGCCCGGAAGCUGGUGUACUACGCGGGCGGCGCCUGGCGGCCCGGGCCGCUGCUGCACCUGCUGAGGGCCAGCCACCAACUGCACCUCAGCCUGCAGCCCGCGCUGCAGCGGCUGCGGCAGCUGGAGGAGGCCGAAGAGAAGAAGUGCUACCGGGAGUCCUACGUCAGUGACGAGCCAGAGCUGGACCGGGACCCGGACCUGGCCAGCAGGACUUCCCUCGGCUCCCCUGGCGGCAGCGGUGGGGACAGUGGGGGUGGUAGGCCGUGUCCCCAGCGCCUCUGGCGCCUCUCAGCUGGCAGCCACUGCAGCUCCCUCUCGUCGGGCAUCGCAGUGGACUCCCAGCCAGGGGAGACGUCGGUGGAUGAGCCGCCCUGCAGCUCCAGCAGCAGCCAGAGCAGCCGUGGCACCAUUGGUGGCGGCAGAGCCGCUCCCCAGCAGCCCGCGGCCGUGGUGCGGACCACGCUGCUCAGCACGAGGGACCGGAGCCCCGAGGCCGCGCACCAGGGCCCUGAGGCGGUGGCCGACACGAAGACCAGCACAGCCGCAGCCUGGACGACGGGCACCCCACCCCCGCCCCGCGCCCCAAGCCACGCAGCUGCCCCCUCGGCCGUGCGCUGGACCCUGGGUCAAGGAGAUCCAUGAACAGCCUCACCCUGGACUUGCUCCCAGAGGAGUUUGUGGUGUAGACACCUCCUGGUGCCGCUCUGCCCACGCAGGCUCCAGCCUGGCUUCACUGUGACACCCUCCCGGCUCCGUCGCUCUGUCCAUCCAGUGGUGAGGCUCUAUCCGCACAUAUCCGGCCUUGCCUCUCUCUGCCACCCACUGCCUGGCGAGGCCCCUGCUGCCGGCCUUUACUCAGCGGCUUCCUCCUGCACCUGCACCUGCACCUGCACCUGUCGGGGUCAGACCCGGAAGCGCCCAGCAGGCCCCACUUUCCCUGCCAGGCGGACUGGGGCCAGUCCAACCUCCGUGCAUGCGGAUCUCCGGGAGGCAGAAGCUGAGGUCUGGGGUCCAGCGUCUGGGCAGUGGGCGGGGCCAUGCUGGCUCUAACCUGGAGGAAGCGGUCGUAGCAGCUCUCAGAUCCUCCAGCCCACGGGGUUGCACCCGUGAUCACCCAACCCGAAGGCCGUCAGAGCACGAGGGAGCCGUGGCCUGUCAUCAGCACUGCUCACCCUUCCAGGCCAUUCGUUGCCACCACCCCCUCCCCAAGUCAGAAGACUGGAUGGGACGUGGGGGUGCAGGUGGGGCUGCCCGACCCCCUUCUGGGGCAGGAGACCCUCCUGGGCUUUCGCCCCCGCCCCAGGUGGCAGCCGGUAGCUGAGCGGAGCUGUACAACCAUUUCUGGAAAAGUGUGUGGAGAGGCCCUGACUUUCACCGGAGGCUGCGCUGCGGCGAUUAAGGGGCUAGUGAGCAGGCCGGCCAUCCUACCUGGGGCUAGAGCCUCCUGGGCAGGAGUGCGGUGACAUGUCUGCAGGUGGGGAGGGUGGCCUGUCCGCAGGCAGUACUAGCCUUCCCUUCAAAGUCGGGGCGGCUUCCUCAGGACUGAGCCGGGGCAGGGGGCCUUCUCGAAGCCCGGCUGGUGGAGCGAGCUGGCCUCAGAUCUAUGUUCUGUGUCCCAGAUGGAAGGCAGGGCUGCUGCUGCGUCUCACCUGCCCCCUGACCUGGCGGGGAGGGCGGGGGCUGCUCUGGGACAGGAGGGACCCCAUGGCUGGUGACUGGGACGGGCGUGGUGUGGCUUAAUGCACCUGUGGGUCCCUCCAGCCCUGUCCCCUUGGCCAGAUCCCAGCGCACACCUGCUCACCUGUGUGUCAAUGUCGGAUCGUCCUCGCACCGUGGCCCCGAGGCGCCCUCGUCCCCUCCCUGUUCUGCUCCUGCCGCGAGAACCCCCAGGGCCCAGCUAUCUCUUGCUCAUUUUGGGGACGGGGCGGAGGCUGAGCUGGGGAGGGGGUGGCCGGGGGCAGGGGGAGCUAAGUGACACUGCUAGGCUAGGCUUCUUGGUUCUUUGUAGAAAAGGAGAUCUUAUGUGUGCACACACUGGGCGCGUGUAAUAAAGAGCUCGACACAUGUC
Messenger RNA from Sus scrofa (pig), 3970 nucleotides. The record is from RefSeq and is a predicted model, not a curated record. Lineage: Eukaryota; Metazoa; Chordata; Mammalia; Artiodactyla; Suidae.